AUGCGGACUGGUAGAUCCAUAUCAGCACCAGAAUUGGGGUACACCACCAGGAACGAGAUUCUGCGUGCCGUUCAAUUUCCGGGUUCAGAUAUAGCGCCGUUUUGUGGCUUCCUGCCUGGUGACCGCAUCGCGAACAUGAUGACCGCUCUUCAAGGUCGCGAUACCGAUUCAAGUCUAGUUGGUAUCACGGCGAACUCUCCGCUUCACAAAGACGACGGUAUUUCCAUAACUUGCCGUUCUUUCGCACCGUUCAGCAUUAUGGGACUCUCCGCCGACGACAGCAGCUCUAUCAAGGAACCACGCAGGCGUGAAAACGUCUACAUAGCGCACCUAGUCGAGGGGAAGCUACCGAUGAUCUGCUGUCCGGUGGAAAACCUGGCCGACCGCGACCAUGUCGACCUCAAGGUUGGUACCGCCCACUUCAACCUGCCACUACUGCGCCACCUGAUGAAGAAGACUCUCGGCCCAGGCCUCAUUGACAGCCUCGAAACUAUUGUCCGCCGCGACUUCGGCGCCAUUGCCAGCAUUCUCGCCUUCCGCAUCACUACACCUGAAACAACCAAGGAUCCAGCACGUAUCGGCGCCUUCCUCAAGGCUACGCUCGCGCAGGUCAUUCCUUGCUAG
Molecule: messenger RNA, 624 nt
Organism: Dothidotthia symphoricarpi CBS 119687
Lineage: Eukaryota; Fungi; Ascomycota; Dothideomycetes; Pleosporales; Dothidotthiaceae
Exons: 3
Coding region: 1-624 (207 amino acids)
Source: RefSeq, a predicted model, not a curated record